Molecule: messenger RNA, 1428 nt
Organism: Clonostachys byssicola
Lineage: Eukaryota; Fungi; Ascomycota; Sordariomycetes; Hypocreales; Bionectriaceae
Source: the annotation of a GenBank genome assembly
AUGGAGCACGAACUCGCCAUCGCCAACGCGGCGCUGUUCGCGGCCCUCUUCCGCGCCGAUCCAACCCCCCUCACGCGCCCUGAUGCUGAAGCCUUCCUUCUACUUCUCGACUCGGCCCUCGUCCAAUGCUCUCGUCCCAACGUCCAGGUUUGCUUCAUUGCUCGAGACACAUCUUGGAUCGUCGACAACAUCGCUGUCUCUUCCACCCACCGGGCCACAGCUCUGGGGAAGUACCUGGCGGCUCUCGCGUCGAAACCGAGCGACCGCGGCCGCAGAAUCAGUCUCAAGAGAUGGAGACUGCAUAUUCUCUUCCUCCUCAACGAUGUCAUUCAUCAUUUGGUGACUCGGCUUAAUAACCAUAAAUUAGAGUCCGCGUGGGAGGCGCAUCUGCCUGCUCUCUUCGCCGCCGCCGCCGAUUUCGAGCAGUGCCCGAAGCACAAAAAUAAGCUCGAGAAUCUCCUGGAUUUAUGGCAGGAGAAAUCAUACUUCUCUGCAAGCUUUAUUGCAAAGCUCCGCGAUGCUCUCGCAAAUGGCGUCUCGCCCCAGCAACCUCCGAGUCAAUCCAUCAGCAACACCAAUGUGAAGCUUUCAAAAGACACGCCGUUCAUCCUCCCCGCGUUACAUGGCGACCCCUCGACGCCAUGGUUUGAUCUACCUGCAUCUACGUGGCUCAUGCACAUGCAAUCCAAUUCCACCAAGCCCAUGAAGCCAGAGGAGAUCAAGCCCUUGCAAUUGAAAGCCGGACCCGCAAGCCAGAAGCUUGUCGCCGCUGUUCAGGAUCUACUCGCAGAUGCAGAUUAUAUCUUUUCCAAAGGGACCCAAGAAAAUAAUGAUGAGAUAAACGAACUUGGGGAGAGGAUAAUUCUGGACGAUGUCACUGGCGAGAUUGUCGGCGGGGAGACCUACUACGGCUGGUCCAGGAAAUUCUGCGAGCAGAUGAAGAUCCACAAACGGAAAGCGAAGAAUAGGGAGGCAAAGGGCCGCUCAAGUUCAAGGUCAAGAUCAAGGUCCAUGUCAAUGUCGGACCAAGAUUCGCGACGCCGCUCAUUGAGCCCCGGCCGAGUCGUCGAUAUUCCGACUCGCCAGCUGGACGAGGUCGCUCCAGCAGUCGAAGUCGAAGUCGAAGCCCCGACUCACGACGCUUCCGUCGACGCUCAUAUAGUCGCUCGCCUUCCAGAUCUAGGUCCCGCUCUCGCUCCCGCUCUCGCCCGAGACAGCCGCCAUAUCACAACCGACCGCCACCCCCGGCCGAGAACAACUUCAUGGGUUCUCAACCACCACCACCCCCUCCUCCCCCUCCGUCCCAACACCCCUUCCCUUCUUUCCCUCCCCCUCCACCACAAGGAUAUGCAGGUCCUUGGCCCCCGCCGCCGCCAAAUUCUAUGGGAGGACCACCUUCGAAUUGGUUCCCUCCUGUACCACCUGUGA